UUUAUAUUUUAAUUCAAAUUAUUAAAAAAAAAAAAUUAUGUAUUGCUUAAAUCGGAGUAUUAGUUCACAAGUGUUUCAACAAUAUGAGGAACAUUGUUUAAAGAAAUCAUGCAGUUCAAAUAAUGUUGAAGUGUUGACUAAACGAGGAUUUAAACCUUCGGAUCGUAGAGACCCACAUAAACGUCAAUUUUUAACGAAUUUGUCAAAGCAAAUAUUUCAUUAUAAUGUGGAUGAAAAAGGACAAGCCAUCCCAGAACAUAAACCGAUCGACCUGAAGAAAUUAUUUACACCUGCUUCAGAUGCGGUUGAAAUUGAACCACAAAAAAAUCGUAUAAUGUACUCUUCGUCAUCAUUUUAUUCACCAAAUUUACAUCCAACAGUGGAAGAUCAAGUAAAAUUAGCUAGAAGUAUUUCAAAAUCUUUGAGUGACAUCAGUAAUCAACAAAGUAAAGGCCAGUCAAUGUAUGUAAAUAGAAAAAAAAGAUCUGUCAAAUGGGUACACGCUGGAGAAGAUCAAUUAAAUGGAUCUAUCCCUCAAACACCUGAUAUUAACAACCAAAAUAAUUUCCAAGAUGAGAAUAAACCUGUAUUAAAAUUAAUAAUGGAUCCACGAGGACAUGUACAAGAUUUAACAUCAUUGAAAAAUCAAGGAUAUGUUAUUGAACCAGCAGCUUUAAGUCCGGAUAUUUGCAAAGAUAUUGUACGCGGUUUAAAUGCACCAAAAGGAAAAGGUGCUGAAUUAUUUGCAAAAAGACGAAAGAAGUCAGAAAAGUGGGUAGUUGGAGAAAACAGUAGUUCUACUACAACGACAACGGAAUCAUAUUCCUCAACAACAAUUAAUCAGAAUUUGUCUCCAAUUCCACCAUCUGGAACACCAAAAUUAAACAGUAUGCCUCCAACAAGCUACUUGCAAGGAUCAACAGAGCGUGUACAACACUCGCAAAAAUUGGACGAAAUUCAGGAAAGAUUUAAUCAGCCUCGAGUAAAAUUAAUAAAAUCGCCAUGGGAAGCUGCAUUGGAAACAGGAUCUGUUGACGCAGCUUUCCAAGAAGUUGUACCUCCAGCAAAAAGUUUUGUACCAUCGGCUGUAAAUUCAUAUGAAUCAUCUCUUCAAAAUAACAACAAUAACUUACCACCGAUAUGGUCAUCAACGCCCACAAACAAUGGUCACAAUAUUUCUUAUGAUCCAACUUUACCAAAACCAUAUUCACAUAAUCCAGUGUAUAAUAGUAACAGUGUAAAUAAAAUUGUUGAAAAUUUACAUAAGGGACCAACACCGACAAAGGAUGUAUACAAGCCCAAAGUACCGACUGGCUGGAGUGCAAAUGUUUCAAGUCAAAAGUCGGAAAGCUACGGUAGUGUUAGCAGUUUUACUAAAUCACUUCAAGCUUCUGCUUCUUCUCAUGCUUCUGCUUUCACACCUAUACAGCCACCAACUUUUGAACAUCAACCUAGGGAAUCGUCUCCUUUCCCAUCCAUUCCUGAUAUAAUAUUGCAACCAGAAUUGAUUGAACAAUCUGCAAAAUCACCUGCUAUGCGCUCAGUUACUCCAAUACGCCCUAAAUCUCCAUAUCCUAAUAUACCAGAUAUUUUAUCGAAUCCAGAAAUUGUAGAUAAUUCAAUUAAAAUAGAAAAACAAAUUCAAGAACAUCUAGAAGAAUUACAUCAACAACAACAAACUUUUGCUUGUACUAAAACAACAUUAGUUGACAAACUUCAACAGAAUAUUCAAUCUUGGGAGACAAAGCAAAUUGAACAAGAAAAAAUGUUAUUUAACAACGUAAAAAACAUUAAUCAACCACAAUUGUCAACCCCCUUUCAAUCCAUGAAUAUUUAUAGACAAACAACAGACUUUGAAACCAGUAAUGAAGAAAUAAAUAAAACUGAAAUACAAUCAAAAGUUAUUGAACAAGGAAUGCGAAAAUCAGACAUGCAAUUUAAGACAAUUGAUCAGGAGAAGGCCAAUUCAGAUAUUCAUGUACAAGGACUAUCAACUACAAAUGUAACACAAAAGCAAAUGGAAACAUCUAAUUAUAAAAGCAAUCCCAAUUCUAAUCCUAAACAAGAACAAAUACAAAAUUAUAAUCCUUCUCCAAAACAAGAAGCAACAAACCCUAAAAACAAUCCAAAUCCUAACCCGAGACAAGAACAAAAACAAAAUAAUCCUAACCCUACUCCCAAGCAACAAGAAACAUCAAAUCCUAAAAGCAAUCCCAAUCCCAAUCCUAAACAAGAAGAAAUACAAAAUUCCAUAAAUAAAGCUAAUCCAGGUCCCCAGCAAGAAACACCUAAUCCUAAAAAUAAUCCAAAUCACAAUCCUAAACAAGAACAAAACCAAAAUUCCCAAAGUAAUACUAAUAGAAAUGUCAAUCAACAGCAAAUAUCAAACCCAAAAGGUAAUCCGGGCUCAAAUCCUAAUCCCAAGCAACAAGAUACACAAAGUUCUGCAAGCAAUCCGAGUUCAAAUCCUAACCCGAAACAACAAGAAGUAUCGAAUGUUAAAAGUAAUCCAAUUCCUAAAAUAGAGAUUGACUCAACAUCUACAAAACUAUCAACUGACAAGACAAGUAAAAUUUCCGCCGCACAAAAAACACAAAUCCAGGAAACAAUCAAAAUGAGGAAUAGUCCAGUAAAUCGAUCUAAAACAUCUACUCCAAACGUUAUCAAACAAGAAAUGAAAGGAUCUCUGAAUGUAGUAAUAGAUGGCAAAAAAACUACAGUUUGUACACCAAUUGACAAAUAUGCCCAAAUUUGCAACAUGUUCAAACCAGAAGCGGAAAGAAAUUGUCCUAGUCCAUGGAAGGAUGUCUAUGAACGAUAUGAAGAAAAGAAAAAAGUGACAGAGUAUAAACGAAAGUCUCCGGUGGACAGCGAUAGUGAACAACUUAUAAUAACAUCCAUAAAAUGUGUAGAUGAUGAUGAAACAACAGAUUUUGUUGCGGACGAAUUAUUGGGACAACAGAAAAUAACCUACAAAAAACAAGAUUAUGCUAUAGUCAAUGAGGACGAAGAACGUGUUCAAAUUCGAUGCAUUAAGCGUCUAGAUAGUAAUGAUCCAACAAUUGAUAUUGUACACUCAAAUAGAAAUGUUGCGAAAAAAGUAACUCCAGUUGACAAUACAACCAUGCAAACUGAAACAACGUCGUUUGAAUCUUCAGAAAGUGAAAAAAGUACCAUAACAAGUCAAAUUUCACAAGAAAUGUCUUUGCAAAAUGCUCAAAUCUCAAAAACUUCGGAGCCAGUAACCUCUACAAAAAUUGAAACUUCAUCAUCGACAGAUAAUAAAAGCGAACAAAAUGCCUCGGAAUUAUCUUCUGUUUCUCAACAAGCAUCUUCAGGAAUUUUAUCUUCCUCAAACUCUCAGGGUGAAAGUAAAACUACUUCUGUACUAUCUACAGAAAAUAAAAUUCAAGAAUCAGUUUUGGCUUCUUUGACAUCCCAACAAGCAUCCUCAAAAACUGAAUCAAUUAAUGUUAUGAAAACAUCGGAGACAAAAAGUAUUGAUUCGCAAUCAUCCAUAGAAACUCUUAAACAGACAAAUUUAUAUUCAGAAGUCAGUACCCCAGUACCAUCGUACAUACCAUCUGUAAUUAAAAAAACAGAAACAACUAUUGAAGAACAAACAAUUAUUGGCGGUAGCAAUUUAGAAGACUCCUCCAAAAAAAUAACAUUAGAAUCAUUUCCUUUGUACGUACCAAAAGUAGAAAAUUCAGCAGCUAGUACACUUGAAGAACAGUUAAAACAAAAAAGAAUUGAAGAAACGCAAUUAAAUGAAACAAAAAUAAAAGAACAAAUUGAAAAUCAAUCAAAGUUUGCUGCCAAAGAUGAUGCCGAAAUGAUGAUUAUCAUGAAAACUGAAGAUAAUAGUUCGGCUACUAAGCAAAGUGUGAGUAACGAAACAUUAAAAUCAAAAAAAUCAGUAACUUUUACAAAACCUCCAGAAGCAGUUAUUGGUGCACGCCCCUUAUUUGGAACAGCUGACGUAAAUUUAGAAUUAAAAAAGGCUUUAGGUAUCAAACAAAAAUUAGAGUCAUCUUUUAUUAGUAGCAGUGAACAUACAAAGGAAUACAUUACGGAAAAAAUUGAAGAAGAAAGUCAAUUUAAACCAAUCGUACAACCCCAAAUUCAGAAGGUAACAACAACAACUAUGUCAAAAUCGGAUAUUGAUGAAUUGCAACGAUUACAACAAACUUCCACUCGAAAAACAGAAUCUCUUGUUUCUCAACAAGUACUUCAAACUCAAAUUCCACAACUUCCGAUUGUAUCGGAACCACCACCUAGACCUGUAUCGCCAUAUGCACUAGUUAGACCUUCAACUCCUUUGCCUCAUUAUAUUCCAGCUGUCAUUAAAGCACCAAGUCCCAAUGUGGAGGCACAAACAAGAGUUGCAACUAACAGCGAACAAUGUGAUAAAAUAUCAGUGGACUCAUAUCCAUUCUACACACCAAAAAUUCAGCAAUCCACAAAUCAAGAAGUACAACAAUUUAGUUUAAACCAACAACAAAACAUAGAACAAAAUUUAUUUCAGCAAUCAAAUUAUUUAACAACUCAAAAUCAAUCCAUUCAAAGAACAUCACCAGUUCCACCCAAUCUUAUUCGUGUAGAGCCAUUAAAAUCAGGUUUACCUGAAAAUAUUCUAUAUCAUAAUAAAAAAAUCGAGAAUGAAGAACUUUCAAGAGGCUAUUCCAGUGAAACUUACACUAGACAUGAAAGUGAAUCUGCUUUUAUUGCAACUGAAAUAACACAAAAAAUGCAAUCUGAAUCUUUUGCACAAAUGCAACAAAAUCAACGCACAAAAUUAUUGACUAAAAAUUACAAUGUACCCCCACCUGAACCGGUUUAUAUAGCUCCUACAAUAGUAUUUGAAGAAACAAAACAAAAUAUUGAAUCCGCAAAUACUGUUCAAAAUUUCGAAACGAAUAUAAUAGAAAAUCAAGACUUUAAAAUGCAAACAGAAAUAUUACAACAAAACAAAGAGAUUGUUACUGCUGAUAGUGUGCAAGAACGAGGCACUGAAGAAGAAGAGGAAUAUAAAACAGUACCUGUGAAAUCUUUAAUAAAAGUAUUUGAGGAGAGUUCCCGUCCAGUAAUGCGCUAUAAACAAGUUCGUGAACCUAUGGCAGAAAUAGUAAAUUCAAAUAAAAUUAAUAACAACAUUAACAAGAAUGUUAAUCAAAAUAAUAUUUCAAAAACAACAUUAUCGAAUGCGGAAAAAAAUAAAAUAACACAAAAUAAAAAAGUUGUUACCUUUGAUGAUGAUUUAAAAGAAAAUGAAGAACAUUAUGAUCAAAUAAUUAAUGAGUCAUUAAGUAAUGCUGAUAAUAAGUAUUAUGUCGCUAAUGCAUCAGUUGAAUCACGUAACUUUUACCCAGGAUCAAUGCAAAAAGAACAACAACAGCUCGUGAGUCAACAACUCAAUCAACAACAGUCCUUACUUAUUCAAUCAUCGCAAAAAGUGAUGUCCCACAGUUCUUCACAAGUGACAUCACAAACAUCAUCUGCUGCUACCGUAACUGAGCAGCAAACAUUAUUACAAACCCAGCAACAAGAAAAUUUAUCCAAAUUAACUGAGCAAUUAAAUAUUAUUACAGAGGAAAAUGAAGAAAAACCAUUUUCAAUGUUAAAAAUUCAAGAAAAACUAGCGAAAUUUUCAGAAAUUUCACCUCAUUUUAAAAAUGAUGCAACGUGGAAACCACCUAGCGUAACUUCGACAGAAAUCGGUCCGAAGAAUAAUAAUUAUAGUACUCCGUUAACAUUAGCACCACCCUCAUCAUCCAGUAUGGUUUCAUCAACAGGAUCAUUAACACCACAAAUGAGUCCUAGAAUAGAUUAUACAUCGUUAAAUAAUUAUAAUACAGCACCGCGUGGUUGGAGCGGAAAUACAAAACAAUAUUAUAGACCAGUCACAUUUGAUACAGUCAAACCUAUUUCGAAAAAUGUUAUGUUUACAGAUUUUUAAAAAAUUAUUUAUUUAUUUGUGUUUUUCUCAAAUGUUUAUUAAUUUAUUUAUUAUUUUGCAUUAAUUUUUAAAGAAAAAAAAUUUUCAAUUUAUAUGGAAUGUACGUUAUAAAUAGCAUCAACAAAUUGAGAUUUUGAAUUAAAUUUUUUUUCACAAAAAUGGAAAGAUAUAUUUUUUG
Molecule: messenger RNA, 6137 nt
Organism: Chrysoperla carnea
Lineage: Eukaryota; Metazoa; Arthropoda; Insecta; Neuroptera; Chrysopidae
Product: putative mediator of RNA polymerase II transcription subunit 26
Exons: 8
Coding region: 38-5959 (1973 amino acids)
Biological process (GO): positive regulation of actin filament bundle assembly
Cellular component (GO): Z disc; nucleus; actin cytoskeleton
Molecular function (GO): actin binding
Source: RefSeq, a predicted model, not a curated record